This is a messenger RNA of Lagopus muta (rock ptarmigan), 5501 nucleotides long. It is a transcript of the gene KIF5C, whose product is annotated as kinesin family member 5C. The record is from RefSeq and is a predicted model, not a curated record. Gene Ontology annotation, molecular function: ATP binding; microtubule binding; microtubule motor activity. Gene Ontology annotation, biological process: microtubule-based movement. Bases 95 to 2968 code for a protein of 957 amino acids. Lineage: Eukaryota; Metazoa; Chordata; Aves; Galliformes; Phasianidae. The transcript has 26 exons.
CCCGCCCCGCCCCUCCCCUCCCGCCGGCAGCGGGGCGUCUGCGGCACCGGCACCUGCCCGGCGGAGGAGCGCCGCGCAGCGCGGAGCCGCCGAGAUGGCGGAUCCCGCCGAGUGCAGCAUCAAAGUGAUGUGCCGCUUCCGGCCCCUCAACGAGGCGGAGAUCCUCCGCGGCGAUAAAUUCAUCCCUAAAUUCAAAGGCGAGGAGACGGUGGUCAUCGGGCAAGGGAAGCCCUAUGUCUUUGACAGAGUGUUACCUCCCAACACAACCCAGGAGCAAGUUUAUAAUGCCUGUGCCAAGCAGAUUGUUAAAGAUGUUCUUGAAGGCUACAAUGGCACAAUCUUCGCUUAUGGGCAGACAUCAUCAGGAAAGACACACACCAUGGAGGGGAAGCUGCAUGACCCUCAGCUAAUGGGAAUCAUUCCGAGAAUUGCACAUGACAUCUUUGAUCACAUCUAUUCCAUGGAUGAGAACCUGGAGUUUCACAUAAAGGUUUCCUACUUUGAGAUCUAUUUGGACAAAAUAAGGGACCUACUUGAUGUGUCAAAGACAAACCUUGCUGUACAUGAAGAUAAGAACAGAGUUCCAUACGUGAAGGGUUGUACAGAAAGAUUUGUAUCUAGUCCUGAGGAGGUGUUGGAUGUCAUUGAUGAAGGGAAAGCUAACCGCCACGUGGCUGUUACAAAUAUGAAUGAACACAGCUCUAGAAGUCACAGUAUCUUCCUUAUUAAUAUUAAACAAGAAAAUGUGGAAACUGAGAAGAAACUUAGUGGAAAACUGUACCUGGUAGACUUGGCUGGAAGUGAGAAGGUCAGCAAAACUGGAGCGGAGGGUGCUGUUCUUGAUGAAGCUAAAAAUAUCAAUAAGUCUUUGUCUGCUUUAGGCAACGUGAUAUCUGCCUUGGCAGAAGGAACUAAAACUCAUGUUCCAUACCGUGACAGCAAAAUGACCCGGAUACUUCAGGAUUCCCUCGGUGGAAACUGCAGAACCACCAUUGUUAUAUGCUGUUCUCCUUCUAUUUUCAAUGAAGCAGAAACGAAGUCGACCCUGAUGUUUGGACAGCGAGCUAAGACCAUUAAGAACACAGUCUCUGUGAAUCUGGAACUGACUGCAGAGGAGUGGAAGAAAAAGUACGAGAAGGAAAAAGACAAAAACAAGAGUCUAAAGAAUGUUAUCCAGCAUCUGGAGCUGGAACUGAACAGGUGGAGAAAUGGAGAAGCUGUGCCUGAAGACGAACAGAUCAGUGCCAAAGACCAGAAGAACCUGGAGCCAUGUGAUAACACACCAAUCAUUGACAACAUCACACCUGUGGUUGCCAGCAUCUCAACAGAGGAAAAGCAGAAGUAUGAUGAGGAGAUUGCCAGUCUCUACAGGCAGCUGGAUGAUAAGGAUGAUGAAAUCAAUCAGCAGAGCCAGUUGGCUGAAAAGCUAAAACAGCAAAUGUUGGAUCAAGAGGAGCUUUUGGCCUCCACUAGGAGAGAUUAUGAGAAGAUUCAAGAGGAACUCACCCGUCUUCAGAUUGAGAAUGAAGCUGCAAAAGACGAAGUGAAAGAAGUCCUUCAAGCCCUGGAAGAACUAGCUGUCAAUUAUGACCAGAAAUCCCAAGAAGUGGAGGACAAAACAAGAGCCAAUGAGCAGCUGGCUGAUGAACUGGCACAGAAGAGUACGGUUCUGUCAGCAACCCAGAGGGAGCUGGGCCAGCUGCAGGAGCUCAGUAACCAUCAGAAGAAGAGAGCCACAGAAAUCUUAAACUUGCUGCUUAAAGACCUGGGAGAGAUCGGAGGGAUCAUUGGCACUAAUGAUGUUAAAACAUUAGCAGAUGUGAAUGGGGUGAUUGAAGAGGAGUUCACCAUGGCACGGCUUUACAUCAGCAAGAUGAAGUCUGAGGUGAAAUCUCUGGUGAACCGCAGCAAGCAGCUGGAGAGUGCCCAGAUAGAUUCCAACAGGAAAAUGAACGCCAGCGAGAGGGAGCUUGCAGCUUGCCAGCUCCUCAUUUCACAGCAUGAAGCAAAGAUCAAGUCCCUGACAGACUACAUGCAAAACAUGGAGCAGAAGAGAAGGCAGCUGGAAGAGUCCCAGGAUUCUCUCAAUGAGGAACUUGCCAAGUUACGUGCUCAAGAAAAAAUGCAUGAAGUCAGUUUCAAAGAUAAGGAGAAGGAGCACCUGACCCGGCUUCAGGAUGCAGAAGAAAUGAAGAAGGCACUGGAGCAGCAGAUGGAGAGUCACAGGGAAGCCCAUCAGAAGCAGCUGUCCAGGCUGAGAGAUGAAAUUGAAGAGAAGCAGAAAACAAUCGAUGAAAUCAGAGAUAUGAAUCAGAAGCUCCAACUGGAACAAGAGAAGCUGAGUGCUGAUUAUGAUAAAUUAAAAAUUGAGGACCAGGAGAGAGAAAUGAAGCUGGAAAAGCUCAUAUUGCUUAAUGAUAAAAGGGAACAAGCAAGAGAAGAUCUUAAGGGGCUGGAGGAAACAGUGGCAAGAGAACUUCAGACUCUUCAUAACCUACGCAAACUGUUUGUUCAAGAUCUCACCACUCGUGUUAAAAAAAGCGUUGAGCUUGACAGUGACGAUGGAGGCGGAAGUGCUGCGCAGAAGCAGAAAAUUUCCUUUCUUGAGAACAACCUGGAACAGCUUACUAAGGUUCACAAACAGUUGGUACGUGAUAAUGCAGAUCUUCGUUGUGAGCUUCCUAAGCUGGAAAAACGACUUAGAGCUACGGCAGAGAGAGUUAAGGCCCUGGAGAGCGCACUGAAGGAGGCCAAGGAGAACGCCAUGCGAGACCGCAAGAGGUACCAGCAGGAGGUGGAUCGCAUUAAGGAGGCUGUAAGAGCCAAAAACAUGGCACGGAGAGCACACUCUGCUCAAAUCGCCAAGCCCAUCCGCCCUGGUCAUUACCCAGCGUCGUCUCCAACAGCUGUCCAUGCCAUCCGAGGGGGAGGGAUGUCCAACUCCAGCUACUAUCACAGCACCAAAUAGAUGAGAAGUCAGUCCCACUUAGCAUGUUACAGACUAUCAUUAAGCCACUACUUUCUUUUAUCCCCCUCUUCAACCUGAUGCACAUUCUAUUCAUCCUGCGCUUCCUACCGCCACCUGCGACGCACUGGCCAUAGGUAUUUUGAGCUUCGUAGGAUCUCCACGUGUACAGAAGUCUUCAGCUCAACUCCUCUCCAGAUACUUGUACAAUGUAUUUAACGUAACCAUCUCAGUACCCAUAGCAAGUCUGCCACCCAGAAUGGCACCGACGGCGCGUGACCCCCUGGCACUGCUUAGGUUGGGGCUUCUCUGCUCAGCCCGAUGCUGUUGGAAGACCUCUGUCACAUCAGUAAAUCCCACCUUCCGGCAUCCAAGAAUUAAUUAUUCGGUGACCAAGUGCCAUCAAAGGCAGGUGAUUGUGCUCUGUCGUGACUGAUUUACUGUAUAAUAUACAUAUUAUUUUAUAUUUUUAAGGGAUGAAAAUGUGCUGCUACAUGGUUUAAUUUUACUGCUUACAUUUUUGGAAGGAAAUUUUCCCCAAAGAACCAUUUGUAAAAUCCUGAUAAAAUCUCUGGACUGUAUAAAAUGACCUUUCUUGCAGUACCUGCUAAAGAUCAAAUGGGAUGCAGAGAAAUCUGUUAGUAUAAAUCUAGGUUUUUGGAGUUUGGUAGUUACAUGACUGUAUGUGUGACUUAUCUUCAAGUUACAAUCUGGUCUGCUUGUAGUUCUCCCUAUGGUGGUGGGUUUUCCUGGAGUGUGUUGGCUGGCCGUGUGUUGCUAAGCACUGUUCUCCAGGACACUUUGAAAGCUUUCAGAGUGCUGCAGAAGUCCUGUCUUGGGAAAGCCUGAUCUGCUCACACCAGAAUUCACACACGGGAGGGAACAGCCCCCAGCAGGACAGGUACUCCCUUCCAAAAACAAAAAGCCCCAGGUAUAGCCCCCGUUAAGGUAUAGAUGGUUCAAGAGGAGGUGCGGGUCACAAGCUGUCCCUUGCAGACCAAACUGGGAAACACACCUGUUAGGAGAUGAAGAGCAUGCUGCAAGGGGAGAAGAAUGCACUUGCUGCUUGUGUAACGACAUGCAAGCCAUCCUGCUGUGCUCAGAGCCUUUCUCACCUCCCUGGUGCCAGGCAGAACGUGUCCAGCUUCUCAGCAAGGGGGCACUGGAAUCCUUCUGGGAGAGCACAGCUGCAGGUAGAAGCUGCUCCUGCUGCUGUGUCACAUUAGCCGUGUCACCCAGCAGUGUGGCUCCCAGGGAGGGUACAGCUGCAUCUUCUGCUGCAGGUGUUUGCUCUUAGGUUAAGAGAAAGAGACAGAUUUUUUUUCUUUAAUUUCUGAAUGUGUUCACAUUGACACGAAACUAGUUAGGUAAUGGAGAGCCUUUUGAAAUACUGCAAAUUUACUUUAGUAUUUUUUUUGUCUACUGACAUUACUCAGUUUCUUGCAAAGUAAGUUGGACUUGAUUUAACUUUUUUUUGUUUUUUGAUGUUGCACUAUAUUUGGGAGCAUUUUGCAAAACUAUUUAAUGAAGUUGCAAAAUUUGCAUGUAUUUAAUUUAUUUUGUAUUUUUCAGAGUUUUAUAUUUUUCUUUAUGUGCAUGUGCACUGCCAGGAAAAUGAACUGUGAACUCGCCAUAUGCAACCUUUACUAGAGUUACUAAUUCAAACCUACUCUGUGCUGCUCAGAGCUGAACUCUCUGCUAUGAACUAAUUAUCCUCUUGUUUUUGUUCUAAUGCAGUUGUCUUAAAAAAAAGAAUACCAAACUCUUAGUUGCUGCCUGAUUUUGUAUUGCAGUACAGCUGCUGAUCUGUAUUUUGAGUUCAAAAUUUGGUAGGGGGUUGCAUUGUAAAUGCAGUUUCCCAAGUUGCUCGUGCUGUUAUCAUCAGUUAUGUAUGACAGUUUAGACAGAUUUCUUCAGCUUGAGUACUAAGUUAGCUUUGACAUCUCUUAAUUGUGCUAGUGCUGAUCAGCCAGUCAGUUCAUCUAGCUAAAGCAGUGUGAGUUUCUCCAAGUUAACUUCUGCUUCAAGACUGUAAGAGAACUUUCUAUAGCUGAAACACUGACAAGAUGCAGCAGGCUGAGCUCCUCCAAAAGAAAUACAUUCGAUGCUUAAUUGGAAAUGAUCCAGUCUGUCAGUUGAACUUAUUCUGCUUAUAGAUUCUUGUUUUGUAGCCUAUUUUAAUGAGGCAAUUUAAGUUUGUAUUGCUUAUUGUAUAUCCAGCUUUUGUACCAUUUUCAAGUCCUAUGUAUUUUAUAGAUAGAAAAUGAAAGCCACACAUCUGCUCUGCAGGGAUCAAACCCUGUCUUCUGUCAUUUCCAGAACCUGGCGCUGUCUUACUUUGCUCUUUGAAUGUUGUGUCAUAUUUAUUCUAGGCUGAUUUUCAAGUUGUGAUUUGUGUAGCGCAAAUGAAGCUUCACAUCUAAGAUGUCUUGCAUGGUUUUGGUGGAAACACUUUUCACAAAUGGAAGCCAUACUUCAGAUGGAACUAAAGUGCGUACUGUUCUUUUUCAAGGAAUAAAAUACUAUUUCCUGCUCA